GCGUCGCUGAUAGGAAGCCGGCAGCUGGCGCGAGGCCUUCCGCGCCGUCACCGCCGUCGAGAGCCGCCGCGGUCAAGGCCGCUGGGGCACCUGUCGCUGCCGCUGCCGUGGGCGUGGCCCCUAAGGGUCCGAUGCCGAGCCCGCCCCGCAAGAGGUCCCGCGUGCAGACGCCCUCGCCCGUUCCUCAGGUGGUGACCAGUACGCCAUCAUCUAGCUCCACCAGGGACAGGAAACGGGUGAUCGCGAGUGUGACGCGAGGUGGUGUCCAGCCAGUGCGCAGCAAGCCGGCUGGCGGCAGUCAGGACACCGCGAAGAAGCAGAAGCAGCAGCAGCCGCCGCCUCGGCGGCACCAGCUGGUCCCGGCGUCUCCCGCCGUCCCAGUGCGGAGCCUACGCACGAGGGAUCUGCCGCCCAAUACAAGGAAGAAGCCGCCAGUUCCUACCGCUGUCGCCUCCAGGAACAACCUCCGCGGCCGCGCGCCCACGCCCACGACCAGACACGCGGCGUCUUCGGCCGGGGGCGGCGCGGGCGGCGGCGCCGGGCCCAAGGGCGGCGCAGCGGCCGAGCCCUCGGGGCCCAGCAUGGUGGACGUCGAGGGUGGCUCUCUGGCCCUGCAGCAGCAGCAACAACAACAACAACAACAACAACAGCUACAACAACAGCAGCAGCAGCUGGCCGCGCAGUACCAACAGGUGGUCAGCGAGAAGGCGCGCUUGGAGGCGCGCCUCGCGGUUCUGCUCGACGCCGAGCACGAGGUCCAUUCUCUCAGGGAGAGGCUCCAGGAACAGCAUUCCACAAUGGAGCAAUUGAGAGCAGAAAAUGUGUCCUUGCAAGCAAAGCUCCUGAGUGUUGCACACUCGCCUCUCUCAGACUCUGAGAAGCAACAACUACUCCUUGGAGCUCGACAGCAUAGUUCUGCGCCUGCAUCUAUGGUUGCCAGUGACCUACAACUACCAGUGGAGGAUACAGCAGAUGCAGCAAUACCAGAAACAUCCAUUCCAUCAUGGGACAGGCAGUCAGCUUCCAGUGCCAGCCAACUGUCUGUUGCAUGUUUACAGGAUCGUAUCCAGCAAAUGGAAGAGACUCACUAUAGCACCAAUGAAGAGCUGCAGGCAACUCUUCAGGAGCUUUCUGACUUGCAAUCUCAGCUUCAGGAGCUGCAGGCUGAGAAUGAACGUCUGGUUGAAGACAAGCACAUUCUUGUGGAAUAUCUGUGCCAGCAGUCAGAAAAGUUGGAAGACAGCCGGAGUCAAGCUGAAGCUUUGCAGGGAAUGCUGCUGCGGGGUGGGCCCGGUGAAGUUGUCCAUGAUGACAGAUUAUUAGACCUCCUCAAAAUUGCCCAGGAGAAAAGAGAUUGCCUCUUAGUUAAACAGCAGGAAUUAACUACUCAAGUGGCAGAGCUACGCCAAGCUACCAAUGUUGCCCAGGAGGAGGCAGCUCAGUCACGAGAGUCAGCACGUAAGCUAGAGGCAACAUUAGAGGCCGUGCAAGCAGAACGGCACACAUUGGAGCGCGAAUUAGCAGAGGUUCGACAGGAAAGCUCGUCACGUCUCAUUGAAUUGCAGAGACUCACCACACUGUUAGAAAAUGCACGAGCGAAGAUUGAGGAGUUAGAGUCAGCUCGUGAGUUGGAAGACAAAUCUGAUGUUGAAGAAAUGUUGGACAAUGUCAGGAAAGAGAAGGAUACAUUAGAGAGCCAAGUAGCCACAAUGCAGGAACAAGUGUUACGUGGCCAGUGUGAAAUCACUAGGUUGGAGGAACAAUUGAUGCACUUGCAGGAGGAGUGCAAGGUAACUCGUAAUAAUGCAAAGUCAGCACUUUCUGAUUUGGAAUACAAAUUUGAAAGUCUUAAACAAGAAAAACAACAACUGUCAACAGAAGUGCAGGUCUUGCAAAAAUCUCUUUCUGAUAUUAAGAUGCAAUGUCAGUGCUACCUAGAUGAUAAAGAGCAACUACAGGCAGUUUUAGCAGACUGUCAAAAGCACUUGAGUGAAGCUGAACAAAAGUUGACUGAACAGGAAAAGAGUCUUGAAGAAGAAAGGAGGUUACGGCAGCAAGAGAGUGAAGAAUGGCAGCAGUUUCAGACUGAUCUCUUAACAACAGUUAGAGUUGCGAACGACUUUAAGACUGAAGCAAGUGAGGAGCUGAAGAAGCUGUUGGUGGAAAACAAAAACUUGAGGGAUAAGGUGCGAAACAUAGAAGCACAGCUGGAGAAGUACAAAGGUGAAUGCAAUACCUUAGAAGAGAAAGUAAUUGAUCGGGAAUUGCUGCUGAGAAAACUGUCUGGUGAAGAUGUCACAGAUGGGUCUCGAAGGGCAAAAUUGCAAAGAGGAAGGCCACUAGUUUCUCAACGUCCAUAUAAAAUUAAAGAAAGAGCUGAAAGCUUACCAGAUUUAAUGAUAGUCCAUGACAUGUCUCAUGGAGCACACAUUUUCCCUGAUGUUUCAACAGCAGGCCAGUCAGAUGUCGCACCAAGAGAGAGUCAGGAGUUAGAAAAAAACAGUGCCGAUUGUUUUAAUGGGAUACAAAAUAAACUUGUCACAACAAACAACAAUAAAGACUAUCUGCGGUUGUAUUACGAUAAAAUGCCUGAUAUUAAUGAAGGCGAGGUGGAAAACAUUGCAGGUUCUGAAAAUAAGCCCACUACGCAAUUAAAUUCUGUGAAUACUACAGCUAUAGCUGAAACGUAUAACAAACAGUUUGUGAACUUCCACAAUCGAGCCAGACUGUCAGACAUGAUUGUUUAUAGGCCUGUGGAAGUGAUGAAUAGAGGUGAAAAUAAGUAUAUUGAACAAAUUCAGAAAAACAAAAUUUUGGUGCAGACUUCAGAUCAAAACGAAAAUUGGAAGGAUGACCUGGACGGUUUCUCAGGGAUUUUCAGUAACAAAACAACACACACAUUAUAUGAAAAUGGGAAAGCCUUACUCCAAGAGAGUGUGGCACCUUCUCAAUUAUCAGGAAGUGCAAAUGGAAAUUUAUGUGGCAAUUGUAGUCCAGCUGAAGCAGAAGAUCUGUCUGGCACUAUCUGCUGCUCUUGUUGGAAUUUGCAGAGUGAACAGGAAAAUAACCAGAAAGGAAAGUCUGCAGCCGCAUGUAUGGAAAAACACUGUGAUAAAAAUGCAACUUCAGUAGACAAAAAUGAGAAAAUAACAUUCAAGCUUCAAAAAAUAUUUCCGUCUUCAAAUAAGAAACAAAACCUGGAAACCUUGCACAAAGUGAAACCUGAAACGAGACAUGUUAAUCAUAGGAAGCAGAAUUUGUCCCCACGUGUGACAAAAAAAAGGAUUAAGUUUCCUGACAAUGACACUUCAAGGUUUAAAAACAUAAUUCAUAAAGCAUUUGCAUGUCCAGACAACAAAGAGAGAGCCACUGUGGCAUCCAAUGUACCUGAUAGUGACUGUUGCUCAGUAGACUCAUUCACAGUAUCAUCUACAGAUAAACUGUGUCAUCGCUCCAUAGGAAACAGACAUACUUUGGAUCUUGCAGACAUUGAUACUAACAAUGAAACUCAGAUUUUUGAUAUACACUGGAGAUUCUCAGAUGUGAAAGCAAGUGACUCGUUCCUCUCAAAAAUAGCCAAGUUUGAAAGUUUACAGAGACCUACUGCAUCACUCUGCGACUUGCCACAAACGGGAGUUGUGUUAAGGGCCAAAGACAGCAGUAAACCACAGAGUCCAACACAGCGAUGGUCCAGCCCAAGCAGUUCUCUCUUAUGUUCAGCCACGCCAAAACCACCGACUUCAGCUACACUGGGAAUUAGAGUGCCUACUUCAGCCAUGCAAGAAACUGGCUGUCCAUCUACUGUGACAAAUAGUGUUCCACAGGAGAUAACAUUGAGAGGCAGGGAAAUUGGAGUUUCUCGACAAGAUAGCCAGAUUUCUGUCAAAUCUCUGAUAGAGAGCAUCGAGAAUGCAACCAAACAGGCAAAAGGUGGUCCACGAAGCCGAAGUAGUUCGACAUCUAGUCUAAGCAGCAUAACAAGUGAAGUGAGGACUGCAACAUCGACAGGCAAUCCAAGUAUGCCACAGACACCAAACUUCACUCGUAGGCAUAAUUCUGAAACAGAUGCUGUGUUUUCUGUGAAGACGCCUCUUCGGGACCAACAACAGAGCAAUAACCAAACUGUUGGAAACAAUACAAACAAUAUGAAGGCUUCACAGAAUAGGAGAAAUCUAAUCACUGACAACACAAACAGCAAAGCAAAUCUCUACAAUGACAGCUUAAAGAAUAACAAACCAUUGGGAGAUGUGGUACAAGCUAAUCCAGUGUCAAUCCUGGCCAACAAAACAAUGGAUUUUGUGAGGAAAAACAGUUGCAGUGAUUUAAGUGAAAGAAAAGAUCCUCUUUCAGCAUUGACAAAAAAUGGUGGCUCGAAGCGCAACGCUCUCCUGAAGUGGUGCCAGAAUAAGACAGUUGGCUAUAAAAACAUAGACAUCACAAAUUUUAGCAGUUCAUGGAAUGAUGGGCUAGCAUUUUGUGCUAUCCUUCAUUCAUACUUACCAGAUAAGGUGCCUUAUGACACAUUGAAUCCAAGUGAAAAAAGGAGAAAUUUUUGUAUAGCAUUCGCAGCAGCUGAAUCUGUUGGCAUUCCUACAACAUUGAAUCUGUCCGAAAUGAUUCAGCUGGAACGACCAGACUGGCAGCAAAUAAUGGCAUAUGUCACUGCCAUUUAUAAGCAUUUUGAGACGUGAAAUUAACUGAAAUGCAUCUUUUUAUUGUUGUUCAGUGUUCUACAAAAGGAGGUAUUUUAAUUCGUGAUUUUAUAUAUGAAGGCUCAAGAAGCAUCUGUUCUGUUUUGGUUGUUGUAUUAAUGAAUGUCUUGGACAAAUUGAGAGAUGUGACAUUAUCUGGUUUGAAUGAGGUGUUUUAGAAAAUUUGCUUCUUGUGAAAUAUUGAGAGAACAGAGUGACUAGUGACUAUUAAUUGAUACUAAUGUAUUGUCCAAAGGUAACAAACAAGUAAUUAUUCACAUUCCAAAUGAUUAAUGCAGCUCAGAACAGUAUCUUUAUAUGUCAAACACCUUCCCCCUCCCCAGAAAUAAGGGAGCUUUGGGCUUGAAUCUGGAUGUACAAAAGUGAGAUUGUUUCUCCUGUAGUGCUCUAUAAUUAAUAAAACUACUCUCUGAUGAUAGUGAACAAGUAGCUUACAAAGCAGCAGUUAAGACAUUCUUAGUAGAUCUGUUCUGUUUGGUGAGUCUUAUUAGAGAACACUCAGCAUCACUGUUUUACUUAGUUUAUUUAUUGUUACAUUGAAUGAGUGCAGCUGCUGAUUGAAAUGGAUACAAUAUAUUUUUAAGAACUAUGUGUGUGUGUGUGUGUGUGUGUGUGUGUGUGUGUGUGUGUGUGAGUCCUAUAUCAUCUGCAGAGAGAGAGAGAGAGAGAGAGAGAGAGA
Schistocerca cancellata (South American locust) is the source of this 5391-nucleotide messenger RNA. Its product is annotated as cytospin-A. The record is from RefSeq and is a predicted model, not a curated record. Gene Ontology annotation, biological process: actin cytoskeleton organization. Gene Ontology annotation, cellular component: filamentous actin; microtubule organizing center. The transcript is spliced from 18 exons. Lineage: Eukaryota; Metazoa; Arthropoda; Insecta; Orthoptera; Acrididae. Gene Ontology annotation, molecular function: protein binding. Bases 132 to 4691 code for a protein of 1519 amino acids.